UAGGAAUAUCAAGAAAUAUUGCACCAUUGUUACCUGAUUCUUUUAGAGACAUAAUGCAUAUAUUCCACAACUCUGAGCAGCUGGCUUUGGAGAAACCAGUUGCUCCCUUUCGUCUAUCUGGAGCACAUCUAAAAUGAUAAUAUUAUCGCACAUAUUUGUCAGAGCUUCAACGGCGUUAUAUAGUGUAAUGUAGAAUACAUGCGAUUUAUAAUUGUUUUCCCCUAGGAAUAUUUGAUGAGAGCCAAUUUAACGACACUGAAGCGAUAGGCAUUUGUAUUCGCUAGAAUGCACAUGGGUUGAAAUGAUUAGCGAAUUACGAUAAUUAGUUCCUAGUAAAAGACGAUGUAUUAAUUGCAUAUAUCUGGGAUUGGAUGAAAUACACCGAUAGAUAGGUUCUGUCAGGAUAACACCAAUUUUCGCCUAAUCCUUCCAAAUCUAGCAUCAGCAUUACAUAGAUGACUGGCUCUUUCCAGUUGAGAAAAAUUCUGAUCACUCGAAUCUACAUAUAGAGGCAGAGAUUCUUUUGGAGAUUGCUGCUCCUGAACGAGCGAUUCUGUAGAAUAGAGUUGAUGGGUUGACACAUCGGAAGGAAAACUUUCUCUGCAUGAAGACCCUCGUGUCAUACGGUGUCCAAAGUCUUAGGAAUAUCAAGAAAUAUUACAUCUUAGUUACCUGAUUUCUUUAGAGACAGGAUGCAUAUUCCACAACUAUGAGGAGCUGAUCUGUGGUGGAAUGCUUGGGACGAAAACCAAACUGUUAAUCUUGGACAAUGUUCUUCAGCCUGAUGGUGUUGGCAAAUUAUGAGUGGAUGAUCCUUUCGGCCACUAUCACAAUUGAUGCCAGAAGGAUGAUUGGGCUGUGGCUUUGGGAAAACCAAGGUAGCCCUCUUUCGUCUAUCUGGAGCACAUCUAAAAUGAGAAUAUUAUCGCACAUAUCUGAGCUUCAACGGCGUUGUAUAGUGUAAUGUAGAACACAUGCGAUUUAUAAUUGUUUUCCCCUAGGAAUAUUUAAUGAGAACUAAUCCGAUACUGAGGCGAUAGGCAUUUGUAUUCGCUAGAAUGCACAUGGGUUGAAAUAAUUAGCAAAUUCCGAUAAUUAGUUCCUAGUAGAAGACGAUGUAUCAAUUGAAUAUAUCUGCGAUUAGAUGAAAUACACCAAUAUGUAGGAUAACAACGAUUUUCGCUUAAUUCCUCAAAUCAAGCAUCAUCAUUAUAUAGAUGACUGGCUCUUUCCAGUUGAUAAAAAUUCUGAUCACUCGAAUUUUCUUCGCAAAUAUGAGUCAUGUAAGAAACCAAACACCCUGAAACCCAUAAAUAAAGCUGAUCCUCGUGUAUUUCACGUGCAUGAGUCAAAUUCACGAUAACCACGUGAUAUGUAUACAGUAUCAAAUCGUUCACUAGCUUCUUCUGAAGAUGGAAUCAGCUCCAAUUGUCCUUCAACUAAUUUCUUCCUUCCCAGCGGCGUGAAGGAAUCUACCAACAAGCUUCUCAGCGAGACUUAUCCUAAGUCAAUUGGUAUGCAUAAGGCGAAGAACAUGAAAAGGAAUAAACAUUAAUCACAUUUUAUGUUAAUGAGUGAUUGGAAGACUGGUGAUUCUGUAUCAUUGUUGUGUGCGGCGUUUGCUGAUGUGCAAUUAUCAAGCUCAGUUUUAAAUCAUUUUGUUUCGAUCGAGUUAUAGAUUUAGACGAUAGUUUUCAGCCGAAAAAGUUACCGGAAUACACAUUGAGAAAAAUUGAUUUUGAAAAGUGUAAAGUGCAUUUAGGACUGUUGGAAAUUGAGUUUGAUCCGGUAUCCAAACAGUUCAUCACUAAUUUUCCACUUCUUCUACACUGCCAGUGACGAACGAAAUGCUAGGAUUGUUGUUUCUACUCGAAUUCUAAUUGUUGAGAGGCAUAUUAGUCUGAAAUAAUGAAAUAUCGAUAUACUCGCUAAGUAAAUAUGUGAUAAAUUUGAUUCGUCAAAUAUUACACUGUUAGUGACAAGUUCUGUGCCAAGAAAAGAGUUUAAAGAUGUUGUUCCAACACGCAACUUCUUGCUUGUGCUUCAUUGUUGGCACUUUUGGAAAUUGUGCAGCACUGUAUAUUUUGAACACAACAUCUAAAGCCCGAAAUCGUAAGCAAGUACUUUUGCUUAAUUGCCUGGCUAUAAAUGAUCUUGUUGCAAUGGUUGGCAUGCUAGCCAUGAUUCUUAUAAAUGAGUAUGCAGUAGUAGAAAAAGAAUACAUAUGCAAAGGUUUCGUUUUACUUAGAGCCUUUGGAGUUGGCUCAGGCUGUAUAGCUUUAAUUAUGGCUGUGGAAAGAUGGUUAGCACUCACAAAACCAUUUCUUUAUCAGCAGAUUGUGACUUAUGAGCUGUUGUUCAGGUGCUUAGUAGGGUUCUGGAUUAUAUCAGCUACCUGGACUUUUCUUCCUUUGGUCGGAUUCGGAUCUUAUUACAAAGAUGGUGCAUGUUCGAGGUACAGAGAUGCAACUACAGUACGUGACAAAAUAUACGCUUAUCUUUUCUUCGUUUUUGGUACUACACUUUUAUUAUGUAUUUCUCUGUUGAAUAUGGUUCUGGUCUGGGCCCUGUCUAGGAUGAAAUCAUCGAGGCGUGUCCUGAUAAGAAGGGUUAGCAAAUCCAUUCUAACAAAUAAUGGGACGACUUACUCACAUAGGACACCUGAGGAAAUUGCAUUUUCCAAACUGAUGUCGAUACUUUGUAUCACAUUUGUCGUCUGUUGGGCUCCACAAAUGAUCUGCAUCCCACUGGUCCAGUUUUACAGGAACGACUAUCGAAUACAACGGUUGUCCCGAUUAGCAGAUUUUUUGAUGGCUAUUUACUUUACUUUAGACCCUUAUAUUUACGUUGUGUAUCGUUACUUGCAAAAAAGCAACGUCACUUUUUGUCCCUGUGGAAAAGGUCCAAAAACCCUAAUCACCUUCGUUCCCUCUACUAAUGAGAUGUCAAGUGACGCACCAACCGUGGUUAUACAACAGGCUGUCCCAAGCACACAUAACUUGAACCUACAGGAAUAAUUAUAGAUUUCAUUGCGGCUCCAGGAGCUAAUCUAUACCUAAUUGUUAUAAUAAUCGUUUUUCGAAAUGUAUCGAUUUCCAAUUUUUUUUUAUUACCAAUUGUAACAGUAAGGUAUUAAUCUGAAGAAGAGUCGUAUUGCUUUCACUGAUCUCAUUAUCAUUGUUAAUGAUUAACCUAGACGGUGAUUAAGAUUUCAUGAAUUCAAAUGAAUAAUAUCACCUAUUUGUGAAAACUGCUCUUGGUAUCAGUACUUACGUGAAAAAAUCAAAUUUCACAAAAAAAUAAGAUUCUCUGAUUUGAUUUUAUUACACUAUCAUCUUGAAAAUCAAUAAAAUCACGUGGAGCUGUAUCAUAUUAGUUUUUUUUUGUGAUCGAUGGUGCUUUCCAACAUUCCUUUUAUUUCUGUUGAAAUAUUAUGGAGUACGUUGGGGAAAAAUCCAAAUAAUUCAAAAAUUCUUCUAUAAAAUGUGAUUGAACAUAUAACGAAACAAGUAUUUUCAUUGAAAUCCUUUUAUUUUAUCGUUUAUUAGACUUUUAUAUCUACACAUAUGUAUUCAUUGGAUCAGAUUUUUUUAAUUGCCAUGUAUUUUUUCAUAUCGAAUUCGCAAAUGUCAGAAGUUAUUUUAUCGAUGCAUGGUUACUUAUUGCAUUCCUAUUCAGCAUUGAUUGUAUUUGAUUUUUGUGAAAUAGUAUGUAAAUAAAUAUGUGGAAUUCUA
This is a messenger RNA of Harmonia axyridis, 3734 nucleotides long. Its product is annotated as prostaglandin E2 receptor EP3 subtype. The transcript is spliced from 5 exons. Lineage: Eukaryota; Metazoa; Arthropoda; Insecta; Coleoptera; Coccinellidae. Gene Ontology annotation, molecular function: G protein-coupled receptor activity. Gene Ontology annotation, biological process: adenylate cyclase-activating G protein-coupled receptor signaling pathway; inflammatory response; positive regulation of cytosolic calcium ion concentration. The record is from RefSeq and is a predicted model, not a curated record. Gene Ontology annotation, cellular component: plasma membrane. The coding region runs from base 2010 to 3017 and encodes 335 amino acids.